This is a messenger RNA of Acytostelium subglobosum LB1, 621 nucleotides long. RefSeq lists its product as hypothetical. The transcript has a single exon. The annotation marks the transcript as partial. The record is from RefSeq and is a predicted model, not a curated record. NCBI's taxonomy places the organism in Eukaryota, Evosea, Eumycetozoa, Acytosteliales, Acytosteliaceae.
AUGAUAGAUAACGACCCAGUAAUAGAUUACUCGAAAAGGACACCCAUCGCCAGAAGCAGGAGGUACAAACACGGAGAAUUAUUCUCAACACUAGAGCAAACAUACCAGGAGGAAAUCUUUCAAUUAAGGUUGAAACUUCACCACAAUAAUAUACCAGCCCCACCCCUUGUCAACUACAACCGUCCAUCAAUGGCACCUUUGGAUGACCUCCUUCUCAAGGGCGGAAAACUCAACAACGAGGUCACAAGCGUUGCAGAACUCCAGAUGAAAUGCGGGGCUCUGAAGGAGAUGUUGAUGGAGCACAUUAUUGGCAUGCAAGAGCUAAAAAAUCACAAGGCGUCGCUCACAACAUACCGUCGUUCUCCGUCAACAAUCAUCAAAAAUCUUGAGAGCCUGGAUACUGGCGCACAACAAUUAUAUAAGACAAUCCAGGAGCAAUCCUAUAAUCUUCUUGUAAAGUUCGCUAAGUCAAUCGCGACCGAGCAAUGGACCAAAGAAGAUGCUUACAAAAAGCAACAGGUAGAGUACGAUAAGUUGAUCGUGCAAGAGGAAAAUAACAAGAAGCAGGCAGAAAAGAUAAAUGAGAAGAAGAGAGCUUUAGGUGGGAUGGACACAACCCAG